AUGCACGUCACGAACUCACCAACAUCAAGUAUACGAAAUUCUCAUCAUUUAUUUCUUCUGCUUUCGUUUACUUUAAUUUUAAUAACAAAAUUCGUGUUAUCGGAAACAAUUAUUCUCGAUACUACUAAACAUAUUUCACUAACCCAACAAUCUAUUUAUUAUGUGGAUCGGUCGCAGUCAAUUGUGAGUGUAAAUGAUUAUUUGACAGCUUUCGUCUGGAGGAAAAUAUUCCAAACUAAUCAAUUGGACGAUUCACUGGUGAAAUCUACCGAAUCAAUGGUGGAAUUUUUGAAGGAAGAAUCCUCUCGUCUUACUAUUGGUGUAGAAAAAAGACUUUAUUCAGAGUUUCAGAGUUUCGUUUCGUUUCAUAAUUUAAAUCUGAAAGUUCAUUAUUUUACAUUUUCAGGAGAUGCGUGUCGAAAUCCUAAAAACGUUCUCUUGCAAUACGAUGUUUUAUUUUCUACAUUACAAUAUUUCUAUGAUUAUUUGAGGUUAUACAGAGAUUCGGAUAGUUUCGUUCUGAUUAAUCCAUCUGAUUUUAUUCCUCUUCCUCUAGUUCCAUCAAUUUUGAACGUCAUUUCCCAAUCAGAAUUAACCCAAUUAAGUGAUUUGCAAAAUUUGAACCAAUUGAAUGGAUUUUUCACACUCAAUAAUUAUUCCACUAUCAAUUCCACGAAUUCCAAUGAGUUUACAAUACAUUGUUCAUCAUAUAUAGAUAAAGAUAUGAAUAACGUGAUGGCCAGAUUGAAACUGUUUGGAAAUUUGUCAAAUUCUGAUUUGAAUUUCAUUAAUUUUGUGAGUGGAAUUACUUUACAAAAACCACAAUAUUGGAUUUUAGACGAAAUUGUAAAGAAUACAUUGAAAGUUUACAAUAUUUCAAUACCAACACAUAGUAACAACUCAAACGAAACUCUACUGGAAUUAUUGAAUAAUUUUCUACCUUCCACAUGUCAUAAAUGUGUCACGACUCAAUGUGUUGAUUUUGCCUUCGCGAAUGGAGAUUAUUGGCUCAUUCCAUGUUCCAUCAUAGAAAUAGGUUACUUUCUCUGCUUAUUUGCCAGUCAAGCAUUCAGAAAACGAUCACUCACCAGAAGAUUACUCACUCCCUACCUUCCAAUAUUCAUCGUUCCAUUGGAAAUUUGUUUCUCCACCUUUAUGAAUAAUGCAUGUUACUAUUUUCUGAGAUAUUUCUCAAUGAUUGUGGUCUGUUUCAUUGUCAUGAACUAUAGCUUGACAGUUGUACGUUAUUACUAUUUGAGAAAUUUGUACACUUUGAUUACAAAAGCUGAAGGAAUGAAUAGUGAUAAGGUAAUUCAUAGAAUGAGAAAAUUCUCUGAAUGGAAAUAUGGAUUGUUAUUUACAAUGGCAAUUCCUCUUGUGAUUGCUUUGAUAUUUUCGAUACAUGGAGUGACAUUCUUCUUUACUGAUUUGUACGAUGCUGAAUUUACCUAUCUACUUGUGGGAAAUGCAACAAUUGUCUUGUAUUGUGUGUUGGGUUGUUUGUUGGGAUUUGGAGCUAUUGUAUUUGAUAUGAUUGUGAAUAGGAAAAUUAUUAAGGAAAAGGGAUUGAGAAGAUUUCUCCUAUUUGAUGAUCCUUUUCUUGUUAGAAUUGAUUUGCUACUUUUGGUAUUUUUAAUUGUGAAUACCAUUUUAGUAAUUAUAUUUUAUGGAUCUGGAACGAGUGAAUUUUUUAUAGAAAUGAGUCGAUUUUUUAGGUUUUUGGUGUUUGUCUGUUUCAUGUUUAUUUGUGGUGGAACUGUUUUAGUUUCCGAGUUUAUUCAAUUUAUUAGAAAUGCCAAAUAUGGAAAUGAUUCUAAUAUUCAAACAAAUUCUAGUCAGUUUGAUCAAUUGGAAAAUUAUUUGAAAAAUUCAGAAUUUCAAAUUCUUCUAAAAGAAUAUGCUUCUAAAGAAAUGUCUAUUGAAAACUACUUGCUAAAUAUGGAUUUACAAAAAAUAAUUUCAAAAAAGGGAAUUGAUAAAUCUUUAGAAAUUGACGAUUUGAGAGAUUUGGAAUGUAAAUAUAUGAGAAGUCAAUCGAUUUUCGAAGUUAAUAUUCAAUCAACUGUGAGGAGAAAUUUCUACGAAUUACUGAACGAAUGUGAAAAAUCCUUAAAUGACAACAUUUCGAAUAAUUCCAAUAAGAAAACCAAAGUUCGACAAUUGGUUGAGAUUAUUCAUCCCCCAAUCUAUGCUAAUUUAUCAGAUACUUUUCUAAGACUUGCCUCAACGAGAGAAUUUAAAAAUUGGAAAAUUGCUUACACAAUUCAAAGUAAUACCAUUAAUUAG
Naegleria gruberi is the source of this 2286-nucleotide messenger RNA. RefSeq lists its product as uncharacterized. Lineage: Eukaryota; Heterolobosea; Eutetramitea; Acrasida; Naegleriidae. The record is from RefSeq and is a predicted model, not a curated record. The transcript has a single exon. The coding region runs from base 1 to 2286 and encodes 761 amino acids.